AUGGCCAGUGAAGGGCUGACGCAAACACAGAUGGAUGCAAUGGACACGACAGAGAGCUCAUCGGUACGACACUAUGAAUGCCCGAUAUGCAGUGACACAACAGCCAGUACGUUGUCUCGUCCGGUCGGACUCCUGUCACGAAUGGUCGUUAAUUAUGCUAUCGGGAAUUCAGUGGCUGAUCACUGUCCGGAUUUAACGCUGGUCGAAAUGGGUGCAACAAGAGACUAUUGUUCUGUUCUUAUGUUGAAAGUUCUGGAGGUAUCGCGACGAAUGACUUUGGAACGUGUAAGUUCAUUGCUCGUUUUUGUUAGUUUAUGUUGA
Messenger RNA from Gongylonema pulchrum, 321 nucleotides. Lineage: Eukaryota; Metazoa; Nematoda; Chromadorea; Rhabditida; Gongylonematidae. The record is from the annotation of a GenBank genome assembly.